Molecule: messenger RNA, 2114 nt
Organism: Eubalaena glacialis (North Atlantic right whale)
Lineage: Eukaryota; Metazoa; Chordata; Mammalia; Artiodactyla; Balaenidae
Gene: FOXRED1
Product: FAD dependent oxidoreductase domain containing 1
Exons: 11
Coding region: 73-1656 (527 amino acids)
Cellular component (GO): cytoplasm
Molecular function (GO): oxidoreductase activity
Source: RefSeq, a predicted model, not a curated record
UAGCAGUGACGGCGGGCUGGGACCGUGCCAGGGUAGGGCGCCCCUCACUUAGCGGCCAAGAGCAGCAGGGCCAUGCUUCGGGGGGCGCUGCGGUUCGGCUUGGGCCCGGGCCUCUUGGGCCGGGGGCUAGGCACACACAGAGGAGGCUCAACUCUGGGUGAAGCUGAGGGCAGCGGAGGGUGUCGUGGUUCUGGGGUGUCCCCAGUCUCCAGCCAUGUGACCUUCAGGACUCGAGGUCCCGGUCCGCGCUGGGAAGACAGCGGGUCGCUGGGAGCAGGAGACUGGGAUGGAAAGGUGUCGGAGAUUAAGAAGAAGAUCCAGUCCAUCCUUCCUGGAGGGGCCUGGAGUCCACUGUGUGACACCAGCCACCUGCCCCCCGAACACUCCGAUGUGGUGAUUGUUGGCGGUGGGGUGGUUGGCCUGUCCGUAGCCUUUUGGCUGAAGAGGUUGGAGAAGCAGCAAGGUGCCAUUCGGGUGCUGGUGGUGGAGCGGGACCACACGUAUUCCCAGGCCUCCACCGUGCUUUCUGUGGGUGGGAUUCGCCAGCAGUUCUCGUUGCCUGAGAACAUCCAGCUCUCCCUCUUUUCGGUCGAAUUUCUCCGGAACAUCAAUGAGUACCUGGCCGUGGUCGAUGACCCUCCCCUGGACCUCCAGUUCAACCCCUCUGGUUACCUCUUUCUGGCUUCAGAGGAGGGGGCUACGAUCAUGGAAAACAACGUGAAAGUGCAGAGGCAAGAAGGAGCCAAAGUUUGUCUGAUGUCUCCGGAGCAGCUUCAAAAGAAGUUUCCCUGGAUAAACACAGAGGGAGUGGCUUUGGCAUCUUAUGGGUUGGAGAACGAAGGUUGGUUUGACCCCUGGUGUCUGCUCCAGGGGCUUCGGCGAAAGGUCCAGUCCAUGGGGGUCCUUUUCUGCCACGGAGAGGUGACACGUUUCGUCUCUUCAUCUAACCACAUGGAGACCGCCAGUGGGGAGAAGGUGACUUUGAAAAGGAUCCAUGAAGUCCAUGUGAAGGUGGACCAUAGCCAGGAGUACCAGCCCGUGGAAUGCGCCAUAGUGGUCAAUGCAGCGGGGGCCUGGUCUGGGCGAAUCGCAGAGCUGGCUGGCAUUGGGAAGGGGCCGCCUGGCACCCUGCAGGGCACCAAGCUGCCUGUGGAGCCGAGGAAAAGGUAUGUGUACUUGUGGCACUGCCCCCAGGGACCAGGCCUGGAGGCUCCGCUUGUCGCAGACCCCAGCGGAGCCUAUUUCCGCCGGGAAGGAUUAGGCGACAACUACCUGGGCGGCUGUAGCCCCUCUGAGGAGGAGGAACCAGACCCAGGGAACCUGGAAGUGGACCAUGAUUUCUUCCAGGAGAAGGUGUGGCCCCAUCUGGCCUGGAGGGUGCCAGCUUUUGAGACUCUAAAGGUUCGGCGCGCUUGGGCCGGCUACUACGACUACAACACCUUUGACCAGAAUGGCGUGGUGGGCCCGCACCCCCUCGUCGUCAACAUGUACUUUGCGACGGGCUUCAGCGGCCACGGGCUCCAGCAGGCCCCCGCCGUGGGGCGGGCUGUGGCAGAGGUGAUGCUGGAGGGCCGCUUCCAGACCAUCAACCUGAGCCCCUUCCUCUUCAGCCGCUUUUACUUGGGAGAGAAGGCCCAAGAGCGCUGUAUCAUCUGAGCCUGUGAGCUCUUCCCUGGGCCCCGACGCCCCAUCUGUCACCCUGGGCUCCGACCCUGGCCCACGUUCACACCGCCUCACUGCUUGAUUGCUCCCCAGCACCAUGCCAGGGUCUCCUCCGCCCCCCUCUCGUCCAGGCCAUCCCGCCCCCGUAUGGCUGUGCAGGCGGGCCGACCACUGCCUAAGGCCCAGGCUGACAGAACGAUGGGGCGGGACCCCAGGACUGAUCAUGGCCCAGGCUGAUGCCACCCACCAGCAGCCCAGCCGGACAGAACACCUCAGGGGACCUGAGCACCGUGGCCCAGGACUGGCUCCUUCGUGGGACCGACCCAGAAAGACUGCCUCUGCCCCCCUCUCGGCAGAGCCCAGGCAGGGAGCAUUCUGGGGCAGCCUGGCCCAGGUCUAUGGACUUGUCUAUUUACCCUAUUCAUCGAUCAAUAAAUGUGAUUAACGCCUUC